GACGACUUAUCCGGUAGCACGCCGGCCACCCUGAAAACACAACUCACACAUGCCGUGACAGCAGCAGCGGAAUGUCGUGACAUUAGGAAGUGGUUGAUGAGACAGUAGUCUGUAGAGACGUUCAGUAAUUAACAUGGCAGAAGCGUCCAACCGAGCAGAUGUGCCAGAGAAACGUCCGCCCCAGAACCGGAUCCUUCUGCACCCUACGUAUCAGCAAAUGAAGAGCCUGGAGGUUGAGGACAGUGCACAAGUACACGUAGCUUUCCUCGUGUAUAUGGAUCUUACUGAAGUGCGUCAAUGGAAAGAGGUGUCUUGUGUCAAGAGUCCUGAGCUGCAGGUGGUUUUGCUGGAAGGGAGGGAGAAGGAAGGAGCACCCGUCCAGACAAUUCUUCCACUGCCUGCUCACCGAUCUCUGAGCCACAAAAGCAUACGUCAGGUGCUGGACAGAGGCUUUCCCAUGCUGCUGUGUGCAGUAGCUUCUGACUCCACCCUUGUCUACCAGAGGAUGACUGAUGGGUUGGUGACACCGGACCCUCCCGCUGGCCCCUUCCAGGAUUUGGGACGCCGGCAGCACCGGAAGAGACGGCAGAUGCACUGACCAGCUGGAAUGAGAAGACGCCUUGGUGUUGUUGGUGAAACAUAGAAGAGCAGGAUGGGACAGGCAGUCAGGUCUGUCUGUGUAAGCCAGUCCUAAAAAAAAAACGGUGUACUGAGAACAUGGAAGCAGGAGCAAAUGGUCCGCACCACAGUGCCCUUCUAGGUGCUCCAAGUGAGAAACACCCGGCUGCAUCCGGCCAGUGAAGUGGAAUUCAGUGGUUUACCAAUGUUUUGGCUUGUGUGUCCUUAAAACUUUUGACCCAGUAUGUGGUUACAUGCUUUCUGCAAAACCUUCAUGCUGGACCUGAUGAGUUGGAUCCCAGGGCAUAAAGAAUUUGUUUUGGAUACAUCACUACUAGAGACAUUGAUUAUUAAGACAUACUUUUGUAUUUUUGUAUUUUAUUUUGUUAGUUCCUUUAAAGGUGCUGUACUCAAUAUCCAGCACAUAUUUGUGUGUAUGCACGUGCAUGUUAGUGCGUGAGAGUGCCUUGUGCAUCGGCAUCAGACUCCGAGGGCCUCUAGAAAGCCUCGGUAUAUUUGACGAGUGGGGGAACGCUCUGUAGCAAUGGCUGCGAUAGUAUGAGGGUUGGAAGUAACAAAUAUUAGUUGCUAAAAAUAGCAGAGUUUUAGAUGAUCAAGUGGUUUGAUUCAUUUAAAGCCGAUUUGAUAAACACAUCGUGUUAAUGUGUGAUUGUUGAAUCUUGGCUAACCCUUUGAAACACCAAAGUCACACAAUAACACUAACUAACUAACUAACCGAUCGAGGCAUUGGUAGGCCAGCAUCUCGUGUUCCGCGAGGUAAAAGUACUGAAGUACUGUUUUUGUCGAAGGAGUCUGGUGGCUUUGAAUAGAUCAUCAGAAAGGGCUGUUCAACAACAAGGUAAAGCGGUGAAAAUAUUCUAAAUGUAGUGUAGACUUAAACUAAUAAACCUUUUUUUUUUUUUUUUACAUGUGCCUUUUUUAGGAGGCUAUAAAACGUUUUGCUGCCCCCCCCCUGGCCACAGCCGUACAUUGCUUAGCUUCUGUGUCAGGACUGCCGACUGCUUCUCCAAAAUAAGGGCGUACUGACCACAAUUCACUGUAGGCAAUACAUCGACUAUGGAUACAACCACAUACCACUUCAGAAUAUCUGAAUUAUCCCUUUAAUAUCUCUAAAAGUUUACAUUGUCUGAUAAUAUCAGCCACACCAGUGUGCCAAUUGGGCUCUAAUUCCUAGCUGCAUCGAGCUCUAUUAAUCAUUUUAUCACCCAAAUUCACAUUUUCAUGAGCUUUGCCGCUGAUACAAGUUUUCAUUUUAUCAUGAAUUAGCAUGUGGUGCAGCAUAUUUAACACCAUUUGUUAACAUAGUAAUUGUAUACUGUUGACUAAAUGAUUCAUCCGGUGGGUUGUGCUGUCGGCUUUUUCAAGUAACACAACAUUGUCAGCUGUGUGGAUAGCUUACUAAAAACACUUUAUUUGUCUAGAAAAACAAAAAUUCAACAUGGAAAACAGAACACGACAACAUAACACUGGUGUGCGAAAUACGCAAUCAGACUACUAUGUGAUGUGGCAGUGUCCACCCUGUGGGUUUAACACGGUACAGAUACUGAAGCAGGGGACAUCAAUAUCCCUGCUGUGAGUGCGUUAAUGUCUUUUUAAUGGUGCAACAGUGUUUGAAUGAGAGGAAGGACUUGACUACAUGAGACAAAGAUUACAACACUUCAACCCUGAGCCUUAUUCAACAUAAAUACUCUAUAUAAUCGUAGCAGAAACAGACAUGGACAGAGACAAUGUACUGACCAUUGUACUGU
Molecule: messenger RNA, 2387 nt
Organism: Etheostoma spectabile (orangethroat darter)
Lineage: Eukaryota; Metazoa; Chordata; Actinopteri; Perciformes; Percidae
Gene: tsen15
Product: TSEN15 tRNA splicing endonuclease subunit
Exons: 4
Coding region: 134-598 (154 amino acids)
Biological process (GO): tRNA splicing, via endonucleolytic cleavage and ligation
Molecular function (GO): nucleic acid binding
Source: RefSeq, a predicted model, not a curated record